AUGUACCCAGUGUAUCGCCUGCACUGUCUGCAGGAGUUGUACGAGCAUUUGCACUUGAAAAACACUUUCACAUAUCUAUAUAACGCUGAAAUGGAGCGCUCAGAAAUCAAGGAGUACCUGGAAAAGCACCCAGAACGACUGAUCAGGCUUGGCGAAGACAUAAUUUCCCCCACAACCAAUAUACGACGUAAAAUGACUGAAUCUUUCAAGAUCCGCAAGACCGGCUGCACUAAUAAGGCUGAACUCCUCACUCUGGCUGCAGAGAAGAACCACUCGUUCAUCUUCAAGAUCGGCAACAGCUGGUUUGAAAGUCGCAAGGACCACGCUGCUUUUACCGAGUAUUAUGAGAAGCUUAAGCCCAACCAGAAGUGUCACAUGGAGGUGGUGCUCGCUGGCAAGCCAGUGAAACCGUACUUUGACAUUGAGCUGAAAGGUAUUGAUGAGAUUGAGGAUUUUGAUGCCGAUGAAGCCGGCAUAAAUGUUAUCAAGUGGAUUAAAGGCUCGUUCAAGAAGCACUUUGGAAUCACUAUCAAGAAUGCUGAUCUCGCGGUCUGCGAUGCUAGUAACGAAGAGAAGUGGUCUAUGCGUAUUAUUGUGAAUAAAGAAGACGUGUUCUUCGCUGACAACUCUAUCCAGAAGGUGUUUAUGGAUAUUGCGCUCUCUGAAGCCUCAGACUUUGUAAAGAGCUGUGUUGAUUCUGCAGUGUAUGACAAGGAUCGUGCUAUGCGCAUCUGCGAGAGCUAUAAGGACGUGAAUGGGUUAUUUGUGCGGCCUUUUAAGACGAUUAGCAACCAUGAGAUUGAAAGCUUCCUCAUUACAAACCCAGUUGGCACGAAUCCGCUGCAGUGCGAUGCUAUCGAUGAAGCGCUUGAAGAACAGGAGCGCUCUAAUAAGGCCGCGGAAGAAAGAAGGAAGCUGCAGUUGGCAACUCCAGUGAAUGAGCACACAGUGAGGGAGAUCCGCGAGAUUCUAAUGGAGCACCUGGGUCCUGAGCACUAUGGACAGCGUAAACAUUGGUUCGGUAUCGUAGCUGCAGUGAAGUGUGUCUUGGGUGAAGCUGGAUAUGACCUAGCAAGGGAGUUCUCCGCCAGAGCUGGCGAUCCACAAUAUGACAAUGAUUUCCCAAAGAAUUGGGAAUCUAUCUCGCCCGACCACAACUGGUCUAUGGAAUCUCUGUACAAGUAUGUGAAGGGUGGUAGCAGUGCGCUGCGUUGUAACCAGGAUUUUAGGAUUGACAGUGAUGAAGAAGAAGAGAAUGAGAAGCCAAUGCAGUUUAGUGAAGAUGAACCAGAGUUUGGCAACGAAGAUGCUGAUGCACUCAUUCUGAAAGAUCUGUUUGCUGGGAAUGUAAUUUCUGUGAGCUCAAAGAGUGACGACAACUUCUACAUCUACAACCCGAGGAAAGUGCUUUGGGAGACUGCAACAAACGCUGACAUGAAUGAUCUGGUUGGAGUGGAGCUUAAGAAGUACCUGGCUAAACGCAUCGAAAAGAUGGAACAGCAGAUCCAGUCAUCAGUCUCUCAAAAGAAGAAGGAGCUGUCUCCUAAGCUGAAAAAGUCAGCAGUGAAAGCAUUUGGCGUUGAUCGCAACCUGAACUCCACCCGAACCCAGCUGAAGAGUGCUUAUAAACAGGCUGGAGGGUCGCGACAUGCCAACGGAAUUAUUGUGAAGCUGAAGAGCAAGCUUCUUGAUGCCAGCUUUAAGGCAAAGCUUGACAAAGAUCCGUAUUCACUGGCCAUUGCAGGAAACAAGAUGCUCAACCUUCUCACUGGCGUAACAAGGCAACGCGUGAGAGAAGACUACUGUACCUUUGCUCUGGAUGUUGACUACACUCCUGGCAGUGACCUGUCAAUCGCUCAGUCAUUCUUCAGCGAUGUGAUGUGCGGAGAUGCGGAAAUGAUUGAGUAUUUCCAGCGAGUUAUGGGUUACUGCCUGCUAGGUAACAAUGCUGCUCACCUGAUGUUCUUCUUCCUGGGUAGAGGUUCAAACGGCAAGUCAUUGAUUCUGCAGAUCUUGGAAGCUAUUCUGAAAGGUCAGUUCUUCACAUGGAUGGUCCAGGGAAUUAUGAAAGCUGGAAAGAAGUUUGAGCAUCAAAUGCCAAAGCUGGUUGCUGAAGUGACCACGGCAAUGCGUUACGCUGAUGACCCGGUUCACCAGUGGAUUGCUGCCCAGGUUGUGAAGAAAGCUGGUGACUGGUAUGUGGACGAGGAAAAGCACCAGGGUGUUAUUGAUGAGAUUGACAGUGAUUAUGAUGAAGAUGAAGAUGGUGACAUGUUUGGCAAGCUGGUCUGA
This is a messenger RNA of Capsaspora owczarzaki ATCC 30864, 2292 nucleotides long. RefSeq lists its product as hypothetical. The record is from RefSeq and is a predicted model, not a curated record. The transcript is spliced from 5 exons. The coding region runs from base 1 to 2292 and encodes 763 amino acids. NCBI's taxonomy places the organism in Eukaryota, Filasterea, Ministeriida, Capsasporidae.